This is a messenger RNA of Dunckerocampus dactyliophorus (ringed pipefish), 2935 nucleotides long. RefSeq names its product succinate dehydrogenase complex, subunit A, flavoprotein (Fp) (gene sdha). Gene Ontology annotation, biological process: mitochondrial electron transport, succinate to ubiquinone; tricarboxylic acid cycle. The coding region runs from base 96 to 2084 and encodes 662 amino acids. The record is from RefSeq and is a predicted model, not a curated record. The transcript is spliced from 15 exons. Lineage: Eukaryota; Metazoa; Chordata; Actinopteri; Syngnathiformes; Syngnathidae. Gene Ontology annotation, molecular function: flavin adenine dinucleotide binding; succinate dehydrogenase (quinone) activity; electron transfer activity.
CCCCUGGUUUGAGAGAGGUGGUUUAUUCGGGUGCCACAGCGUGAGCGUCCUCUGUGAUUCUGAAUGCUCCACUGACCGCUUCUGAAACUGACAACAUGGCUAGUGUUCAAGCUGCCUCCCGUCUCCUCUCCAAAAGGAUACUGUCCUCAAGGAAAGCUGUCCCUGCAGCCACAGCCCAAGGUUCAAAGAAUUUGCAUUUCUCAGUCUAUGGAAAGAGAAAUGCCAACGUUUCAGAUGGCAUCUCCACUCAGUAUCCAGUUGUGGAUCAUGAGUUUGAUGCCGUGGUGGUUGGCGCCGGAGGAGCAGGACUUCGGGCAGCUUUUGGCCUGUCUGAGGCUGGCUUCAACACGGCCUGUGUCACCAAGUUGUUCCCCACCAGGUCUCACACUGUUGCUGCACAGGGUGGAAUCAAUGCAGCUCUGGGAAACAUGGAAGAUGAUGACUGGAGGUGGCAUUUCUAUGACACCGUGAAGGGCUCUGAUUGGCUGGGGGACCAGGAUGCCAUCCAUUACAUGACUGAACAGGCUCCUGCUGCUGUAGUGGAGUUGGAGAACUUCGGCAUGCCAUUCAGUCGCACGGAGGAUGGCAAGAUCUACCAGAGGGCAUUUGGAGGUCAGAGUCUGAAGUACGGCAAAGGGGGCCAAGCUCAUCGCUGCUGCUGUGUAGCAGACAGGACUGGGCAUUCACUACUUCACACACUGUAUGGACGGUCGCUGCGUUAUGACACCAGUUACUUUGUGGAGUACUUUGCCCUGGACUUGCUGAUGGAGGAUGGCGAGUGUAAAGGAGUGAUUGCACUCUGCAUGGAGGAUGGAUCUAUCCACCGCUUCAGAGCUCAGAAUACUGUCAUCGCGACAGGGGGUUACGGUCGAACCUAUUUCAGCUGCACCUCUGCUCACACUAGUACUGGAGAUGGAAAUGCCAUGGUGACCAGAGCAGGUCUGCCCUGUCAGGAUUUGGAGUUUGUUCAGUUCCAUCCCACUGGAAUCUAUGGAGCUGGUUGCCUGAUCACGGAGGGCUGCCGUGGCGAGGGAGGCAUCCUGAUCAACAGUGAGGGUGAGCGUUUCAUGGAGCGCUACGCACCCAACGCCAAGGACCUGGCUUCUAGAGAUGUGGUGUCCCGCUCCAUGACCAUCGAGAUCAGAGAGGGCAGAGGUGUAGGUCCAGAGAAGGACCAUGUGUACCUGCAGCUACACCACCUGCCUCCUCAGCAGCUUGCCACAAGGCUGCCCGGCAUCUCAGAGACAGCCAUGAUCUUUGCUGGAGUUGACGUCACUAGGGAGCCCAUCCCUGUUCUUCCCACCGUCCACUACAACAUGGGAGGCAUACCCACCAACUACAAGGGCCAGGUGAUCACCCACACAAAUGGAAAGGACAAAGUGGUUCGUGGACUGUACGCCUGCGGGGAAGCCGCCUGUGCAAGCGUUCAUGGUGCUAACCGGCUGGGGGCCAAUUCUCUUUUGGACCUGGUGGUGUUCGGCAGAGCCUGCGCCCUCACCAUCGCUGAGGAGCACAAACCUGGAGAGAAGCUUUCCCCUCUGAAGCCCAAUGCAGGAGAAGAGUCUGUGGCCAACCUGGAUAAGUUGAGGUUUGCCAAUGGAAGUCUGCGCACUUCUGAAAUCAGGCUCAACAUGCAGAAGGCCAUGCAGGCCCACGCUGCCGUGUUCCGUACUGGUUCUGUCCUGAAGGAGGGAUGUGACAAGAUGGAUGCCAUUUACCAGACCAUGGCAGACCUCAAGACCUUUGACAGAGGCAUUGUGUGGAACACCGACUUGGUGGAAACGCUGGAGCUGCAGAAUCUGAUGCUGAACGCCGUCCAGACCAUCAACUCCGCUGAGCAGAGGACGGAGAGCCGCGGAGCUCACGCCAGAGAGGACUUCAAGGAUCGUAUUGAUGAGUACGAUUAUUCAAAGCCCUUGCAGGGCCAGGAGAAGAAGCCCUUCGAUCAACACUGGAGGAAACACACCAUGUCAUACGUUGACCCCAAAACUGGCAAGGUGACCUUGGAGUACCGUCCUGUCAUUGACCACUCUCUGGACGAACAGGACUGCGCCCAUGUCCCUCCAGCCAUCCGCUCUUACUAGGAACACCCCUUCGACUCAAACAAUACCCUACCAGACCUCAUUUACGCACUAUUUAUGGAGGUGUUAUCGAAUAUUGAGGGAAACUAUGCUUUGGUUUGCACAUGUGUGUCUUGUGUGUCAUUUUCUACACGGAUAAUACACAACAUCAAGUUCCAAGCAUUUAUCCAUCAUUUGUCCAUCUCUACAUCAUGUCAACAUGUUGCAUCACUCCACUUUUGACAACACUGCGCUCUCCUUUGCCAGUUUGGUGUUGAUUGAAAUGAAUUUUAAAUUUCACCUCUACUUCAGCCUGGACGAGAGAUUGUGGAAACUGUAAUAUGAGGUUGCUUUAAAGCAGCACAGGGACGUUUUAAGAAUGUAAAUAUUGCCCACGUGUACAAUAAACAUGGUUAACUACACAGUAUGUAAAAAUAUAUUAGGUAGUCUUGCCUCACUCACUAUUGCCUUGGAUAGCACGUUAUUGUGAUCUGUGGGUGUGUUUGGUCCAAAACAGUUUAAAGUAAUGCAAUGCAUAGCUUAAUGUAAUUCGUGAUCUGCACUGUUACCAUUAACAAAAUCAAGUAUGAAGCAAAGCAGCCUUGUGAUAUUUCACGUUUUCUUUUGAAGUCAAAGAUUAUACAGUAUAGCGAGUAUGGACUCUUAAGAAAGCCAGUGCUGCUGCUUCUAUGCUCUUUUGAAUGAACAUUGCAUUGUUGAAAAAAAUAGUCGAAUUGAAGUAAACAUGCUUUCAACAAAGUGGCUUGUCACUUGAAUACUUAACUUAAAGGGGUGACUUAAUUUAUUGUGUUUUUUUCUCAUGUUCCUGACAUUUAUACUUGUGUUCAUAUGUUGAAUAAAGUAACCAAAACACA